GGACGGAAGCCGGGAGGGCCCGCGGUCGCGCCGCCUCAACUCAGCGCCUGCUCGGAGCGCCGGCCCGAUGGCGGCGGCGAUGCCCGAGCAGGAGGGCGCCCGCAACGGCGCCCGCAAUCGUGGUGGCGUCCAACGCGUGGAGGGCAAACUACGCGCCAGCGUGGAGAAGGGCGACUACUACGAGGCCCACCAGAUGUACCGGACCCUCUUUUUCAGGUACAUGUCACAGGGCAAGCACACGGAAGCCCGCGAGCUGAUGUAUUCAGGGGCGCUGCUCUUCUUCAGCCAUGGACAGCAGAACAGCGCUGCAGACCUGUCCAUGCUGGUCCUGGAGUCGCUGGAGAAGGCCGAGGUGGAUGUAACCGACGACCUGCUAGGAAACCUGGCCAAGCUGUUUAGUUUGAUGGACCCCAACUCCCCAGAGCGAGUGGCCUUUGUAUCCCGAGCCCUGAAGUGGUCAGGGGGUGGAUCCGGGAAGCUGGGCCACCCCAGGCUGCACCAGCUGCUGGCCCUCACCCUGUGGAAAGAGCAGAACUAUUGUGAGUCCCGGUACCACUUCCUUCACUCUGCCGAUGGAGAGGGCUGUGCCAACAUGCUGGUGGAGUACUCGACGACCCGCGGUUUCCGCAGCGAAGUGGACAUGUUUGUGGCUCAGGCUGUGCUCCAGUUCCUCUGUUUGAAAAACAAAAGCAGUGCAUCGGUGGUAUUCACCACAUAUACACAGAAGCAUCCGUCCAUUGAGGGUGGGCCUCCGUUUGGACAGCCCCUGCUGAACUUCAUCUGGUUCCUGCUGCUGGCUGUGGACGGAGGCAAACUGACUGUAUUUACAGUGUUGUGUGAGCAGUAUCAGCCGUCUCUCAGGAGGGAUCCAAUGUACAAUGAGUACCUCGACAGGAUAGGACAGCUCUUCUUCGGCGUGCCGCCCAAGCAGACGUCUUCCUAUGGAGGUUUGCUAGGGAACCUUCUGAGCAGUCUCAUGGGCUCCUCAGAGCAGGAGGAGGGUGAGGAGAGCCAAGAAGACAGCAGCCCCAUUGAACUCGACUGA
Messenger RNA from Chrysochloris asiatica (Cape golden mole), 1045 nucleotides. RefSeq names its product golgi to ER traffic protein 4 homolog (S. cerevisiae) (gene GET4). NCBI's taxonomy places the organism in Eukaryota, Metazoa, Chordata, Mammalia, Afrosoricida, Chrysochloridae. Gene Ontology annotation, cellular component: BAT3 complex; cytosol. Bases 68 to 1045 code for a protein of 325 amino acids. Gene Ontology annotation, biological process: protein insertion into ER membrane. Gene Ontology annotation, molecular function: protein binding. The record is from RefSeq and is a predicted model, not a curated record. The transcript is spliced from 9 exons.